ACCGAACAAUUUCACUUCCUUCGAUCGCGCGUCCUACGGUCGUCGAUUCUGCAAGUGUUCGAUUCAUUCGGCUUGGGGACGACGACAAACGUAUGGCGGGAAAGCAAGUAGCCAGCGACGGAGUACCGUCGAGUCUCGCCGGCAUGUCCAAAAAUCAGCUCUACGAUAUCAUGUCUCAGAUGAAGGCAUUGAUAGAACAGAAUAAAGAGCAAGCUAGGCAAAUCCUUAUUCAGAAUCCAAAUUUGACCAAAGCUCUUUUUCAGGCACAGAUUAUGCUUGGAAUGGUGCAGCCCCCGAAAGCACCACCUGUGAUUUCAGCAGCAGCAUCGCAAAAUCCUCAGCCCUCAGCUGCAUCAACUCAGCAGCCGAAGAUUCAUGCUCCGUCAUCAUUUCCUGGUCAAUCAGCUCAAAACCAGUUGAAGGCGCCGCAACCAAACCAAGCCAUGUCAUCAAAUUCCCAGUCACAACAUACUAUCCCCCCUAAUGCUCAAACCCCGGCCGUCCCAUCACAUCCAUUACAACAACCACCAAUGCAGCAGCAACCUAAGGCGCAUCAUGGUCCCCCUUCGACACCACAGUCGUCCUCUCAAGUUCCUAAUUUGACGCAAUUGCCUCAGCAUAUUCCAUCACAGCCUGCGCCACUUCACCAGCUUCCCGUCCCUUCACUGCCCCCACAACAGCAGCAAUCUAUGCAGAAUACGAGCAGUCAGUACAUGCCCCUGCAGCAACAACCGCAACUACAGCCCCCCCUACCGCCACAACCUAGACCACCAAUUCAAGGAUUUCCGCACCAGCUGAUGGGUCAAAAUUUAGGUUUUCAGCACCCCGGCGGACAGCAGCUUCAUCCUUCACAGCACAUGUUUCAUCCAGGUACAAAGCCGCCUCCUACCAUGGGACCUUCAUUUCCACAGGUUCCUAAUCAGAGCUUGCCUCAGUCGCAUUACCAGGCAGGAGGUUCUCAAGUGGGAAUGGAUUUCAAUCAAGUAGGAAGCUCUAAGCAACCUGAGAGAGGCUCCAAUCGGCCACCUAACCUACCCGACAAUACUAUGGGUCAGCUUCCCGGACCACCCUUUAGCCAGGCAGGUCCCAGCAAUCAACCUCCUCGACAACCACCGUUGACCCCUGAAAUGGAGAAGGCGUUAUUGCAGCAAGUCAUGAGCCUCACACCGGAACAGAUCAAUAUGCUUCCCGUCGAACAAAGGAAUCAGGUUCUUCAGCUGCAACAAAUGCUUCGUCAGUGACACACUUUCUUUGGUGAGAACAUUGUUGUAGAUACAACUAUUAUUUCCCGGUUCGACGGUAUCCGAUCUGAAGUUAUACAUUUCGGGCAACUUCUAAUUAAUGCUUUGGUCACGUUGGUUUUCUUUACAUA
Molecule: messenger RNA, 1372 nt
Organism: Andrographis paniculata
Lineage: Eukaryota; Viridiplantae; Streptophyta; Magnoliopsida; Lamiales; Acanthaceae
Product: cleavage stimulating factor 64
Exons: 7
Coding region: 93-1241 (382 amino acids)
Biological process (GO): mRNA 3'-end processing
Source: RefSeq, a predicted model, not a curated record